Molecule: messenger RNA, 1835 nt
Organism: Xenia sp. Carnegie-2017
Lineage: Eukaryota; Metazoa; Cnidaria; Anthozoa; Malacalcyonacea; Xeniidae
Product: excitatory amino acid transporter-like
Exons: 7
Coding region: 27-1667 (546 amino acids)
Biological process (GO): L-glutamate transmembrane transport
Cellular component (GO): plasma membrane
Molecular function (GO): L-glutamate transmembrane transporter activity; glutamate:sodium symporter activity; neutral L-amino acid transmembrane transporter activity
Source: RefSeq, a predicted model, not a curated record
GUUUUCUAUUAUUAUAUUGGCUAUGCAUGGCUAGGUUCUCAACGAGGCAGCCACAAAACAACUCUCGAUCCGUAAGCGUUUCUCUAUCAAGAAAAUAUGGCGCUAAAGUUGCUUGCUCAUGGUUUCGUCAAAAUUUACUACUUUUUAUCGUUAUCGGUGUAGCAGCUGGCUUUAUCAUAGGCUUAACCGUGAACGACGCCGUGCAACACUCAAAAGACCCUUCACCAAAGGAAUUAACAAUGUACAUAGCGUUUGCUGGUGAAAUAUUUCUUCGAAUGUUGAUGAUGAUAAUUUUACCACUGAUAACGUCCAGUAUAAUAGUCGCAGUUGCCGUCUUAGACAGCAAGUCAACUGGAAAACUGGGAAAGCGUGCUCUUAUUUAUUACUUGUCCACGACACUGCUCGCUGUUGUCGUUGGUAUUAUUUUGGUUUCAUCCAUCAAACCUGGCGAAAAGGCAUCUACUAGGAAACCUAAAGAACAAGCGCACGCUGAAGCUGUUCAUUCCAUCCUUGAUUUAGUAAGAAACUGCUUUCCGGACAAUAUUGUUGGUGCUGCAUUUCAAUCUACAUCUACAAAAUUUAUAAAGAAACAUAAAGGAUUUGAAUUUGUGAAUAAAACAUCAGACAACUAUAAAAACUCGUUGAAAAAUCUUACUGAACUGUUGAAAGAUGAAUUUGUAAACCCAUGGAGUGUUUCAAACGAAAAAAGCGAAUUUCAAGUCAUUAAAAAAUCAGGUUCAUAUUACGAAUAUGAUGGUCUCGAAAAGAAAGAUCGAUUGAAUAUACUUGGAGUUUUAGUAUUUUCUAUUAUGUUCGGUGUCGUCCUUAGUAAGAUGGGCGAGCAAGGGAAACUGAUGACCGAAUGGUUCACUGUUUUGCUAGAAGUGACAAUGAAGUUAGUGGAGAUCAUUAUGUGGUUUUCUCCAAUUGGUAUCUGCAGUCUCAUAGCAGGAAAACUGGCAGGAAUGGAGAACAUAAAAGAUAAUCUUGAAGGUCUUGGAAUGUACAUGAUGACGGUUAUCGUUGGACUUUUCAUACAUGCUUUUAUCACAUUACCCAUAAUAUACAUCGUUGUUGUGAGAAAAAAUCCAAUUCCUGUAUUUUUCGGAAUGUCAAAUGCCUUCCUUACAGCGUUUGGAACAUCUUCAAGCGCUGCAACAAUGCCUGUGACAAUUAAAUGUCUCGAAAAAAACAACAACGUUGACCCUCGGAUUGUACGAUUUGUUAUUCCUAUCGGAACGACUGUUAACAUGGAUGGAACCGCCUUGUACGAGGCUGUUGCUCCGAUUUUUCUUGCUCAACGCUAUUAUGGUGGAUCUGUUGACUUGGGAAAAACAUUUCUUGUGUGUAUAACUGCAACAGCUGCAUCAAUAGGCGCGGCUGCCAUACCAUCUGCAGGUCUGGUCACAAUGAUAUUUGUAUUGCAAGCGAUUGGUCUUCCACCCGAUGAGAUUGCUUUGAUCGUGGCAGUUGAUUGGUUCCUAGAUCGUGUUCGUACGACAGUGAAUGUUUGGGGCGAUUCCUUGGGAGCUGCAAUAAUUGAGCAUAUUUCAAAGAAAGAUCUACUUGCUGCGGAUUACAAUAAAGAGCUUUCUAAUCGUCAAACUCGUGCGAAGGAUGAAUUAACACUCCUCGAUAAUACAACGGAUGAAAUUACAUACAUGUGACAGUUAUUUGAGUUAUAAUUAAGAUGAUGGCCCUGAGGCUUUGAAUGUGUUUCUUGAAUCGUGUUUGUCUUGUGUUGCAAGUUGUGGUUUGUCGAGAGAGCUUCGUUAUGAAACGGAGUGAAAGCUUUCUUUUUGUUUUUCAAUUAAAGAAAAGCUGUUGAACGGAUA